CGACUAGUUGAAACGAUCGCGGUGAAUGAAUUUUUUUUUAAUUAAUAGGAUGACUGUUUGUUCUGUUAUUGAAAAAUACAGUAUCCAAAUAUAUUUAGCAAGUAUGAUCAAGGAUUAUUAAGAUUAGAGAUUAGCAUUAUUAUUUAGGUUACUGACAAGCAUCAUUUUAUUUGUAGUUUAAUUGGACUUCCCUGUUCAUUAACUAAAACAGAGUAUCUUUGUAUUGGUUGCAACUAAAUAUUAAAACUUCUGUAGUUUUGUUUUGACUUUGACUUAGACGGAUAACUCUGCAAUUAAAACACAUUACUUGAGUCUUCUUUAGACGAAGAGUAAUACUACCACUUCAAUGGCAACUUAGACUUUGAAACUUUUAUCAUAUUAGUUUCCGUUUAUUCAUCUCAAAGGAUACAAUACUAGAUGUCCUUUAACAAAAGAAUUUUUUGUAGUUGUGUCAUUAAAUUAUGUUGCUUAAUGAAAUGCAUAUUGGUUUUGGAUUUCGUAUUAACAGUAUCACGUGAACAGUUCGUGAAUCCACUGACGAUGCUUAAUGGUGUAUCUCGUCAUGGUUUCCGCAACGUAUGGUGGUCACAUGAUCAUUAGGUUUUUGUUUGGAUGUUCGGUAAUUUUGCUCCAUUUGCGACAUUAAGGUUGCACCAUCUGUUAGGCAGAAUACUGUUUGUAAAGGUGCAAAACAAUUAAACAAAAAAGAAGUUCUUAAUGCUGUGAACGGAACAAAAAUGAUUCAAUCAAAGUAUAGAUCGACCGAGGAGACCACAAAUCUUGCUCGUUUAGCCCGAAUUAUCUUGGGCCCCUGCACUGACGUACUACGAGAUGUUCUAAAAAAAAAUAUGAAUCCGUCCGUCUUGCCAAGCACUGUUAAAACUUUUAUCACCCAUUUGCCAAGACACAAAAAGUCUCCAUUUACCAAACAACAAGAAAAGAUCGUGUAUACAGGAAAAUAUUCGGACUUUGACAUAACUUUACUUUACAUUUUGUUUCGUAAUAUCUGCACAUUUCCACCACAUUCACAACAAUGGGGAAAUGAUCCGAAUCCAGGGGAUAGAAGCGAAUCAGCCAACAUAGAAAGGAUUCGUUUAUUAAGAAACAAAUAUCAAGGCCAUCAUUCGAGUAUAUUAAUUUCAAGCUCUGACUUUAAUCAAGAAUGGCAAGAUAUUUUUGAUAUCGUUAAAGAGCUGGAAAUGUAUUUAGGGACAUGCACUGUUUAUCAGGAGGAGGUGAAGAAAAUAACCCUGUGCUGCAUGGACCCAGAACAAGAAACUAAAUAUAUUGAUCAGCUACUAGACUUGAAUAAAAAACUUCACGACAUAUCAGUAAAAAUUGAAAAUACCUGUGACUGCAAAAAAAGAAAAGAGUUAUUUGAUAGAAAAGUUUCCAAAUGGAAAGAAGAUGAUGCAUUAUUUUUGGAAACUCACAACUUUCCAGCAAUGUUUAACAAAGUAGUAAACCAAUCUUAUAUGACAUUUGUUGGUGUCCCAGGAUCUGGAAAAUCCGUCACGGCUCGCCACAUAGCCCUGAAACUACAGGAGGAAGGAUAUGAUAUCCUACCGAUAGAAGAUAUAAGCGACAUUGAAAAUCAAUGUAAUCCAGAUAUCCCGCAAGUAUUUGUCAUUGAUGAUGUGGUAGGAGUUUUGGGGUUAGACAUUUCUAAGUUCAAUAAACUAUGUAAGUACGAAAGUUCAAUUAAAAAGCCUGAGAUGAAAGAAACGAAAGUUCUUAUGACAUGUAGAGAGGUUGUUUAUAGAAAUGAAUAUAUAACAAGCACAUUUUUAUCAGAGAGCGAGAAUGUAGUCAAUCUUCACAGCGAUGAGAAUUCAUUAACUGAUGAAGACAAAUACAAUUUGCUUGCCAAGUACAGUUUAGAUGAACAAUUCCUAUCUUCAGUCGAUUUGUCCUCAACAUCAAAAAUGUUUCCAUUUCUAUGCAAACUGUAUUCAAGCACAAAAGACUUUGAAAAUUAUGGACCAUCGUUUUUCAUUUCCCCAUAUAACUUAAUUUUAAAGGAAAUGGACAAAAUGAAGAUACAAAACAAAAUACAUUAUGCUUCUCUUGUUUUGUUGAUGGUCAAUGAUGGCAAACUAUCCGAAACUAUUUUAGACGAUGAUGGAAAUAGCAAUAGAACUAGUUUUUUUCAGGAAAAGAAAUUAAACAUACUUAAAUAUUGUAAGGUAGAGAGCCAAACAAACAGUUUUAGCUUUAUGGAUGCAUUGUCGGAAAUGGAAAGGACCUACACAAAACAGUAUGAUAGUGAGUUCACUUUUAUCCAUGAUUCCAUGUUUGAAAUCAUUGCAUGUCAUUUUGGUCGUCAGUUUCCAGAGCUUAUGAUAAAAUAUAUGAGUAGUGAAUAUAUUUCUCAUUAUAUCAAAGUAGAUAGAAAUGAAUCUGAGAAUAAAAUGAGUGAAAAUGAAGAAAGUAAGGAAUAUAGGGCUAGUAGCUUGUGUAUAAAACUGUCAGAAUCCCUUUAUCAAAAGUUUGCAAAACGUUUGUUUAGAGACGUAGAAAAUGGUGAGAUAUUUGCCUUAGGAAAUGAAGCACUGAAACAUCCGUCUGUGCUUCAGGCUUUUAUUAUAGAGAUGGUGGAAAAGUCUUACAGAGAACUGUAUGCCAUAUUUCUUUCUGAGUUGAAGAAUGAUACUAAAAAAUCAUACAUUAAGUCACAGAUGAAAAAAGAAAACAAAACAUAUGGUGAAUUAUCGAGUGAUUUUUAUCAAAUCUGCUACCUUUUGUUUAAUAGUAGAUCUGAUAAAACAUGCGCUAGAGCAAUUAACUGGGUUAUAUAUCAUGGUCAUAAUAAGAUUUUGCAGUACAUACUAGAUCAAAUUCUAACAGAAAAUGGAAACGUCAAUGAUCUUUUUCAAACUUCCUACAAUAAAGAUGGUAUUAAGAGAGUGACACAAAAUCCUGAAGAUGAUGUAACGGGGCCCGUAAUGAGAGCAAGUGACUCGGAUAUUGAAUCAGAUAUAGAUACAUACAGCGAAAAAGUAACUGUUGAACAAUUUCGCCUGCUUUGCCUUGGUUGUUAUUCUGCUGAUCAAACCACUGUAAAAACCCUCUUAAAACACAUAGACAUUAAAAAUGUCAUAGGUACAGUUACACAAUUUACGAGUCACGAAGUUAAACCAUUGGUCAUUGCGUGUAAGUUUGGAUACUGUGACAUUGCGAUGGAAUUACUUCAAGCUGGGGCAAAUGUCAAUCUGUUUUUUGAUUUAUGUACACCUACUGUAGUUGCAUGUGGCAAAGGGCAUUUAAGUGUUGUCAAAGAGUUAAUAAAAGCAGGGGCUGAUAUCAAUUUUAGAUGUGGGGAAAAAACCCCAUUAACAGCUGCAUGUUAUAAGGGACAUUUGAAUGUUGUAAAAAAAUUGAUAAAUGCCGGGGUCGAUGUCAAUCUCAAGGAUAAAUAUGAAACACCUCUUACAGCUGCAUAUUAUUGGGGACAUAUUACUGUUGUUGAUGAGUUGAUUAAAGCGGGGGCUGAUAUAAAUUUAGCUGAUAAAAAGAAAACACCAGCAUUUGAUCGUGGACGUUCACAAAUAGUUGAAAUGUUUUUAAAAACUCGGUCUGAAGCCAUUUCCACAGGUGGACAUAAAACAUCAUUGACAUUUGCAUGUUUUAAGGGACAAUUGGAAGAGGUUGAAAAGAGAAUUCAAGCGGGAACCGAUGUCAAUUUAAGAGAUGGAGUCCUGACACCAUUAGUUGUGGCAUGUUAUAUGGGACAUUUGAGGAUUGUUAAAGAAUUAAUAAAAGCUGGAGCCGAUGUAAACCUACUCGACGGAGAUAAAACGCCCUUAACAGUCGCAUGUAAGGAAACACAUUUAAGUGUAGUUGAAGAGUUAAUAAACGCAGGGGCAUGUGUUAAUUUAAAAGAUAAGCAUACGAUACCAAUCAUGGUAGCAUGCCAUAGUGGAAAUGAGAAUCUUACAAAAAUGUUAAUUAAAGCAGAGGCUGAUGUUAAUUUUGAACAUGAAGGUGAAACACCUCUCACAGUUGCAUGUUCCAGUGGCUACAUCGGUAUAGUUGAAGAAUUAAUAAAUGCAGGAGCUGAUGUCAAUUUUGAGGGUGAAAGCCGCAAACCAUUAGCUAUUGCAUGUUCUGAGGGAAAUGUAUCUUUAGUUCAAAUGAUCAUAAAAGCAGGAGCUGCUGUCAAUGUUCGAUAUCCAUCUUAUACACUAUUAGUGGAAGCAUGUCUUUAUGGUUAUUCAGAUAUAGCUGAGGAGUUGAUAAAGGCAGGGGCUGAUGUCAAUAUAAAAGAUACUUUUACACCAUUAAUAGCUGCAUGUGAGGAGGGACAUCAGAAGGUUGUAAUACAAUUGAUAAAUGCUGGGGCCGAUGUCAAUAUAAGAGGUGGAAAUAAAACGCCUCUUACAGCUGCAUGUGAAGCAGGACAUGCAAACGCUGUUGAAGAAUUGAUUAAUGCGGGGGCUGAUAUAAAUUUAGCUCGUGGAAAGAAAACUCCACUAAUGACUGCAUUUGGUCAGGGAUAUUCAGAGAUAGUUGAAUUGUUGGUAAACGCUGGAUCUGGAGCUUUUUUCAAAAGUGAACACGAAACGCUAACGAUUGCAUGUUGGAAGGGACAAUUGAAAGAGGUUGAGAAGUUAAUUGAAACGGGAGCCGAUGUCAAUUCAAGAGAUGGAGUUAUGACACCACUAGUUGCGGCAUGUUAUAUGGGACAUUUGAGGGUUGUUAAAAAAAUGAUAAAUGCUGGAGCUGAUGUAAACCUACUCGACGGAGAUAAUACGCCCUUAACAGUCGCAUGUAAGGAAAAACAUUUAAGUGUAGUUGAAGAGUUAAUAAACGCAGGGGCAUGUGUUAAUUUAAAAGAUAAGCAUACGAUACCAAUCAUGGUAGCAUGCCAUAGUGGAAAUGAGAAUCUUACAAAAAUGUUAAUUAAAGCAGAGGCUGAUGUUAAUUUUGAACAUGAAGGUAAAACAUCUCUCAUAGUUGCAUGUUCCAGUGGCUACAUCGGUGUAGUUGAAGAAUUAAUAAAUGCAGGAGCUGAUGUCAAUUUAGAGGGUGGAAGCGACACACCAUUAACUAUUGCAUGUCGUAAGGAAAAUUUAUCUUUAGUUCAAAUGAUCAUAAAAGCAGGAGGUAAUAUCAAUCUAAAGGGUAGAGACGACACACCAUUAACCAUUGCAUGUCGUAAGGUAAAUUUAUUAUUAGUUCAAAUGAUCAUAAAAUCAGGAGCUGAUGUCAAUUUAAAGGAUAGAGACGACAAAACCCCAUUACUCAUUGCAUGUCGAGAGAAAAAUUUACCUUUAGUUCAAAUGAUCAUAAAUGCAGGAGCUGAUGUCAAUAUAGGGGAUGGAACAUAUACACCAUUAACGGAAGCAUGUGAUGAUGGCAAUUUGAAUAUAGUUGAAGAGUUGAUAAAAGCAGGGGCUGAUAUCAAUUUCAGAUGUGGGACAAAAACACCCUUAACAUCUGCAUGUUAUGCGGGAUAUUUGAAAGUUGUAAAACAAUUGAUAAAUGUCGGGGUCGAUGUCAAUUUAGGAGAUGGAAAUAAAACACCUCUUACAGCUGCAUGUGAAGCAGGUUAUGAAGAUGUUGUUGAUGAGUUGAUUAAAGCGGGGGCUGAUAUAAAUUUAGCUGAUAAACAGAAAACACCGCUAAUAACGGCAUUUGAUUAUGGACAUUCACACAUAGUUGAAUUGUUGGUAAAAGCAGGGUCUGAAGCCAUUCAUAAAGGUGGAAAUGAAACUUCAUUGACAAUUGCAUGUUGCAAUGGGCAAUUGGAAGAAGUUGCAAAUAUAAUUCAAGCUGGAGCCGAUGCCAAUUUAAGAGAUGGAGUCCUGACACCACUAGUUGCCGCAUGUUAUUUUGGACAUUUGAGGGUUGUUAAGGAAAUGGUAAAAGCUGGGGCCGAUGUAAACCUACUCGACGGUGAUAAAACACCUUUAACAGUCGCAUGUCAGGAAAAACAUUUAAGCAUAGUUGAAGAGUUAAUAAACGCAGGGGCAUGUGUUAAUUUGAAAGAUAAGCAUACGAUACCAAUCAUGGUGGCAUGUUCUAUUGGAAAUGUGAAAGUUACCCAAGUGUUAAUUAAAGCAGGGGCUGAUGUUAAUUUUGAACAUGAAGGUGAAACACCUCUCACAGUUGCAUGUUCCGGUGGCAACAUCGAUAUAGUUGAAGAAUUAAUAAACGCAGGAGCUGAUGUCAAUUUAAAGGGUGGAAACGACACACCAUUAACAAAUGCAUGUUCUGAGGGAAAUGUAUCUAUAGUUCAAAUGAUUAUAAAAGCAGGAGCUGAUGUCAAUUUAAAGAGCGGAAACGAAACACCAUUAAUCAUUGCAUGUCGUAAGAAGAAAUUAGCUUUAGUUCAGAUGAUUAUAAAUGCAGGAGCUGAUGUCAAUUUAAAGAGUGGAAAUGACACACCAUUAACCAUUGCAUGUAAGCGGGGAAAUUUACCUUUAGUUCAAAUCAUCAUUAAUUCAGGAGGUGAUGUUAAUUUAGAAGAUGGAACUUGUACACCAUUAAUGGCAGCAUGUGAAUGGUUUGACCAUUUGAAUGUAGUUGAGGAGUUGAUAAAAGCAGGGGCUGAUAUCAAUUUCAGAUGUGGGACAAAAACACCCUUAACAGCUGCAUGUUAUUGGGGAGUUUUGGAUUUUGUAAAAAAAUUUAUAAAUGCCGGGGUCGAUGUCAAUUUAGGAGAUGGAAAUAAAACACCUCUUACAGCUGCAUGUAAAGCAGGUUAUGAAGAUGUUGUUGAUGAGUUGAUUAAAGCGGGGGCUGAUAUAAAUUUAGCUGAUAAAAAGAAAACACCACUAAUGACUGCAUUUGAUCACGGGCAUUCACACAUAUGUGAAUUGUUGGUUAAAGCUGGGUCUGAAGCCAUUCAUAAAAGUGAACAUGAAACAUCAUUGAUAAUUGCGUGUUGGAAGGGACAACUUAAAGAAGUUGAAAAGAGAAUUCAAGCGGGAGCUGAUGUCAAUUCAAGAGACGGAGUUAUGACACCACUAGUUGCCGCAUGUUAUAUGGGACAUUUGAGGGUUGUUAAAGAAUUAAUAAAAGCUGGAGCCAAUGUAAAUUUGCUCGACGGAAAUAAAACGCCUUUAACAGCCGCAUGUUUGCAAGGACAUUCAAAUGUUGCUAAGAUAUUGAUUAAAGCAGAUGUCGAUGUCAAUAUCGAAGACGGGGAUAAAACACCAUUAACGUCAGCGUGUAAAGGAAAUCAUCUAUAUUUAGUAAAAAAUCUUAUAGAGGCUGGAUCUGAUGUAAAUUUUCAAACUUUUGAUGAAACAGCUCUCGUAGCUGCAUGUAAUGAAGGGCAUUUGCGUGUAGUUAAAACAUUAAUUAAAGCAGGCGCUGAUGUUAAUUUAACGGGACAUUAUGGAAAGUAUACCCCACUAAUAGCUGCAUGUAGAAAAUAUUAUUUGGAAACAGUAAAUGUUUUGAUAAGGGCUGGGGCUGAUGUCAAUUUCAGAUGUGGGACAAAAACACCCUUAACAUCUGCAUGUUAUGCGGGAUAUUUGAAAGUUGUAAAACAAUUGAUAAAUGUCGGGGUCGAUGUCAAUUUAGGAGAUGGAAAUAAAACACCUCUUACAGCUGCAUGUGAAGCAGGUUAUGAAGAUGUUGUUGAUGAGUUGAUUAAAGCGGGGGCUGAUAUAAAUUUAGCUGAUAAACAGAAAACACCGCUAAUAACGGCAUUUGAUUAUGGACAUUCACACAUAGUUGAAUUGUUGGUAAAAGCAGGGUCUGAAGCCAUUCAUAAAGGUGGAAAUGAAACUUCAUUGACAAUUGCAUGUUGCAAUGGGCAAUUGGAAGAAGUUGCAAAUAUAAUUCAAGCUGGAGCCGAUGCCAAUUUAAGAGAUGGAGUCCUGACACCACUAGUUGCCGCAUGUUAUUUUGGACAUUUGAGGGUUGUUAAGGAAAUGGUAAAAGCUGGGGCCGAUGUAAACCUACUCGACGGUGAUAAAACACCUUUAACAGUCGCAUGUCAGGAAAAACAUUUAAGCAUAGUUGAAGAGUUAAUAAACGCAGGGGCAUGUGUUAAUUUGAAAGAUAAGCAUACGAUACCAAUCAUGGUGGCAUGUUCUAUUGGAAAUGUGAAAGUUACCCAAGUGUUAAUUAAAGCAGGGGCUGAUGUUAAUUUUGAACAUGAAGGUGAAACACCUCUCACAGUUGCAUGUUCCGGUGGCAACAUCGAUAUAGUUGAAGAAUUAAUAAACGCAGGAGCUGAUGUCAAUUUAAAGGGUGGAAACGACACACCAUUAACAAAUGCAUGUUCUGAGGGAAAUGUAUCUAUAGUUCAAAUGAUUAUAAAAGCAGGAGCUGAUGUCAAUUUAAAGAGCGGAAACGAAACACCAUUAAUCAUUGCAUGUCGUAAGAAGAAAUUAGCUUUAGUUCAGAUGAUUAUAAAUGCAGGAGCUGAUGUCAAUUUAAAGAGUGGAAAUGACACACCAUUAACCAUUGCAUGUAAGCGGGGAAAUUUACCUUUAGUUCAAAUCAUCAUUAAUUCAGGAGGUGAUGUUAAUUUAGAAGAUGGAACUUGUACACCAUUAAUGGCAGCAUGUGAAUGGUGUGACCAUUUGAAUGUAGUUGAGGAGUUGAUAAAAGCAGGGGCUGAUAUCAAUUUCAGAUGUGGGACAAAAACACCCUUAACAGCUGCAUGUUAUUGGGGAGUUUUGGAUUUUGUAAAAAAAUUUAUAAAUGCCGGGGUCGAUGUCAAUUUAGGAGAUGGAAAUAAAACACCUCUUACAGCUGCAUGUAAAGCAGGUUAUGAAGAUGUUGUUGAUGAGUUGAUUAAAGCGGGGGCUGAUAUAAAUUUAGCUGAUAAAAAGAAAACACCACUAAUGACUGCAUUUGAUCACGGGCAUUCACACAUAUGUGAAUUGUUGGUUAAAGCUGGGUCUGAAGCCAUUCAUAAAAGUGAACAUGAAACAUCAUUGAUAAUUGCGUGUUGGAAGGGACAACUUAAAGAAGUUGAAAAGAGAAUUCAAGCGGGAGCUGAUGUCAAUUCAAGAGACGGAGUUAUGACACCACUAGUUGCCGCAUGUUAUAUGGGACAUUUGAGGGUUGUUAAAGAAUUAAUAAAAGCUGGAGCCAAUGUAAAUUUGCUCGACGGAGAUAAAACGCCUUUAACAGCCGCAUGUUUGCAAGGACAUUCAAAUGUUGCUAAGAUAUUGAUUAAAGCAGAUGUCGAUGUCAAUAUCGAAGACGGGGAUAAAACACCAUUAACGUCAGCGUGUAAAGGAAAUCAUCUAUAUUUAGUAAAAAAUCUUAUAGAGGCUGGAUCUGAUGUAAAUUUUCAAACUUUUGAUGAAACAGCUCUCGUAGCUGCAUGUAAUGAAGGGCAUUUGCGUGUAGUUAAAACAUUAAUUAAAGCAGGCGCUGAUGUUAAUUUAACGGGACAUUAUGGAAAGUAUACCCCACUAAUAGCUGCAUGUAGAAAAAAUUAUUUGGAAACAGUAAAUGUUUUGAUAAGGGCUGGGGCUGAUGUCAAUCUGAUAGGAAAGUGUGGUGAAUAUACCCCACUAAUAGCUGCAUGUGUUGUUGGGCUUUUGGAUGUGGUUAAUGUUUUUAUAAAUGCUGGGGCUGAUGUUAAUCUACGAACCAAAGAAAGAGAUUAUACACCUUUAAUAGCUGCCUGCAUGAACAACCAUCUGAAUUUAGUUGAUGCUUUGAUAAAGGCCGGCGCUGAUGUCAAUAUGUCAGGACGAAAAAAUACUCCACUGUCAGCUGCGUGUCAAGGUGGGCAUUUAAAUGUAGUAGAUGCUUUGUUAAAGCGUGGGGCUGAUGUCAAUCUCGCGGGUGAAACUGGCGAACUUACACCAUUGCUUGCUGCUUCUCAGGGUGGACAUUCGGAAGUGUUUGAUUUUCUAGUAGAAGCAGGGGCUAAUCUCAUUUUGUUUGACUGAAAAAAGGGCUGAUGUUUAUGAUAUUUACAUGCAUAUCAAACCGCGAAAAAAUGUAUGUAGAUAUUUUUAAAUUUGAGUACAAAUCGUAAUUGAUUAUCAGAGGCACGUGUAUACAGGGGUUUAAUAAUGAACAAA
Molecule: messenger RNA, 10007 nt
Organism: Magallana angulata
Lineage: Eukaryota; Metazoa; Mollusca; Bivalvia; Ostreida; Ostreidae
Exons: 4
Coding region: 738-9872 (3044 amino acids)
Molecular function (GO): protein binding
Source: RefSeq, a predicted model, not a curated record